AAGCCCUGAAUAGACAUAAUUGUACUCUGCCUGUAUUCUAUUAGUCAAAGCAAGUGACAAGACCACCUCAGAUCCAAAGGGUGAGGGGAAAUCAGGAUAAAGAAGAUUCUGAUAAGUCACGGGAGAGGAGGAAGAGAAUAUAAAAGGCAGAUUGGAGGAAGGAAUCUCUACCAUUGAGGCAAGAUGGCCAAGCUCACCCUCCUCACUGGUCUGCUCCUUGUGCUGACAGCCGAGAUCGGUUCUGCCUAUCAGCUGACAUGCUACUUCACCAACUGGGCCCAGUACAGGCCUGGCUUGGGGCGCUUCAAGCCUGAUGACAUUGACCCCUGCCUCUGCACUCACUUGAUCUAUGCCUUCGCUGGGAUGAGCAACAACCAGAUCACCACCAUUGAAUGGAAUGACAUCACUCUCUACCAAUCUUUCAAUGGCCUGAAGAAUAAAAAUAGUGAACUGAAAACUCUUCUGGCUAUUGGAGGCUGGAAUUUUGGAACUGCUCCCUUCACUGCCAUGGUUUCCACUCCCCAGAACCGCCAGACUUUCAUCAACUCCGUCAUCAAAUUCCUGCGCCAGUAUGAGUUUGAUGGGCUGGACUUUGACUGGGAGUACCCUGGCUCUCGUGGCAGCCCUCCUCAGGACAAGCACCUCUUCACUGUCCUGGUGAAGGAAAUGCGUGAAGCCUUUGAGCAGGAGGCCAAGCAGGUCAACAAGCCCAGGCUGCUGGUCACCGCUGCAGUGGCUGCUGGCAUCUCCAACAUCCAGUCUGGUUAUGAGAUCCCCCAGCUGUCCCAGUACCUGGACUUCAUCCACGUCAUGACCUAUGACCUUCAUGGCUCCUGGGAGGGCUACACUGGAGAGAACAGCCCCCUCUACAAAUACCCAACUGAUACUGGAAGCAAUGCCUACCUCAAUGUGGAUUAUGCCAUGAACUACUGGAAGGACAAUGGUGCCCCAGCUGAGAAGCUCAUUGUUGGAUUCCCAGCCUAUGGACACACCUUCAUCCUGAGCAACCCCUCUAAUCAUGGAAUCGGUGCCCCCACCUCUGGUGCUGGUCCUGCUGGGCCCUACACCAGGCAGGCUGGCUUCUGGGCCUACUAUGAGAUCUGUACCUUCCUGAAGAAUGGGGCUACUGAAGUCUGGGAGGCUUCUGAAGAUGUUCCCUAUGCUUACAAAGGUAAUGAGUGGCUUGGAUAUGACAAUACCAAGAGCUUCAAAAUCAAGGCUGAUUGGCUGAAGAAGAACAACUUUGGGGGUGCCAUGGUAUGGGCCAUUGACUUGGAUGACUUCACAGGCACCUUCUGCAACCAGGGCAAAUUCCCCUUGAUCAACACUCUGAAGGAUGCCCUGGGUCUGAGGAGUGCAAGUUGCAAAGCCCCAGCCCAGCCCAUUGCUCCCAUCCCUGAAGCUCCCAGCUCAGGCAGUAGCAGUGGUAGCAGCAGUGGCAGUAGUAGUGGCAGCAGUGGCUCUGGAGGAAGUCCCAGUGGCAGCGGCUUCUGUGCCACCAAGGCCAGUGGCCUGUACCCUGUUCCCACUAACAAAAAUGCCUUCUACAACUGUGUGAAUGGACAGACCUACGUUCAGCAUUGCCAGGCUGGCCUCGUCUUUGAUGCUUCCUGCUCCUGUUGUAACUGGUAAUAUGUUUGCCAGAUAUCCAUUCCUAUGUCUGCCUCAGAUAUUGUUAUGCGAUAAAAAGUUGAGCAUAAAUGCA
Messenger RNA from Erinaceus europaeus (western European hedgehog), 1705 nucleotides. Its product is annotated as chitinase acidic. The coding region runs from base 184 to 1632 and encodes 482 amino acids. Lineage: Eukaryota; Metazoa; Chordata; Mammalia; Eulipotyphla; Erinaceidae. The transcript has 12 exons. Gene Ontology annotation, biological process: carbohydrate metabolic process; chitin catabolic process. Gene Ontology annotation, cellular component: extracellular region. The record is from RefSeq and is a predicted model, not a curated record. Gene Ontology annotation, molecular function: chitinase activity; chitin binding.